Anisakis simplex (herring worm) is the source of this 996-nucleotide messenger RNA. Lineage: Eukaryota; Metazoa; Nematoda; Chromadorea; Rhabditida; Anisakidae. The record is from the annotation of a GenBank genome assembly.
AUGGUGAUGUCAAUUACAAUUAAAUUUUUUCUAAAGGAUGGAACACUCAUAAAACCAACAAUAUUUGGUGCAAACGAUGAACUCGUGGCAAACCGUGAGAUAACAGGAAAUCUAUUCGAGAACGAUAUGGCACUCACAGUGGCACAAAUGCUGCAAGCCACUUCACCACAACAAAGCCGAUUUCGACGGAAAGUGAUUGCAGAUCCUAAACUGAGGUGGAAGGGUGCAGUUGUACCUUACUACUUCAGUGAUCCGGAUAAAGCGUGGCAGAGGAGAAUCAAAAAUACGUUAAACUAUUAUGAGAACGAAACGUGCGUUCGAUUCGUUGAGAGAUCGGAUGCAACCGAUUUUAUUUAUUUUCUCAAAGGCAAAGGAUGUUUUUCUGCAGUUGGAAAGCUUGGAGGAAGUCAACCGCUUUCCGUUGGUUUGGGUUGUGAAUCCUUGGGUGUAAUCUCGCAUGAAAUCGGUCAUGCUCUCGGCUUUGUUCACGAGCAAGAGCGACCAGAAAGAGAUUCUUAUGUGCGCAUCAACCUUCAGUAUGCAAUUCCUGGAACCGAAGGCAAUUUCGAUAAAAGGCCUCUUGGGACUACAGUCGACCUCGGUGUGCCGUAUGAUCUCGGCUCUGUCAUGCAUUACGCAUCUACCGUUGAUGAGAAUCACUUUAUCGGUGCUAAUUCUUUGAAGGCAUUUACGUUUGAAAGCCUGAGGCACACGGUCGAUCCAAUCGAUACAAAAUAUAGAUCUACAGUUGGAAAUCGUGUGGCGCCGUCAUUCACAGACAUUAAACAAAUAAAUCGUGCCUAUUGCGCCGAUUCAUGUAGAAACACAAUAAAUAUAUGCGAAAAUGAAGGAUAUCCAGAUCCAAACGAUUGUAGCAGGUGCAAGUGCCCUCAAGGUCUCGGUGGUGCAACUUGCACUGAUCUCGAAUAUUCCAGUAAGCUUUCUCGCCAUUUUGAAGUGUUAUCAUCGUUUUUGAUCAAAGCUACAGCCAACUGA